AUGAGUACGUGGACGGAGGACGUGAUGUCCUGGCGGGACGAUAGGCUUGGACUUACCGAACUGAGGGAGCCUACUACUAACAGAAGAAAACUACGCAGUGCGCCUUACAGACUACAUCGGCCACACUUGCCCGUGCCUCACGUGCCCGAGCCACCGCCGGAGCCUCAGGGAACACACAUCUCAAGGUUGUACCCGGAACUGUUAGCUCUCAUAUUCGAAAGGUUGCCCGUGCGAGACAGAGGCCGCGCGGCACAAGUUUGCCGCGCUUGGAGGGACGCAGCUGAUCGACGGUCCGUGUGGCGCGGAGUAGAGGCCGCGCUGCACCUCCGCAGGCCGGCGCCCGUGCUGUUCGCGUCGCUGGCCAGGCGGGGCGUACGCAAGCUGCAGGUGCUGUCGCUGCGGCGCGGCUUACGGGAUGCAGUGGCGGCGCUGCCAGGCCUCGAGUCGCUAUCACUCAGUGGGUGCUACAGCGUUACCGAUGCAGCCCUAGCAAGCGCGUUCGCAGCGGAACUACCAGCACUACGGAGACUAGACCUGUCUCUGUGCAAGCAAGUGACCGACUCAUCUCUCGGAAGAAUAGCACAGUCGCUGAAAAACUUGGAAGAGUUAGAACUGGGCGGCUGCUGCAACAUUACAGAUACGGGACUCCUGCUUAUCGCUUGGGGCCUCAGGAAACUGCGGCACUUGAACUUGCGAUCAUGUUGGCACGUAAACGACGCAGGGAUAGCACAUCUGUGCGGAGGCGGGGAGGCGCGAGGCACUCCAGAGCUCGAGUACUUGGGACUACAAGACUGCCAAAGGUUGACAGAUGAAGCGUUGAAGCACGCAGCUACAGGUCUUCCUAAACUCAAAUCCAUAAACCUUUCCUUCUGUGUCGCCGUGACAGAUGCGGGCUUGAGGCAUCUAGCGCGACUACCCUAUCUCGAGGAUGUAAACCUACGAGCCUGCGACGGGAUAUCGGACGCGGGGCUAGCGCACCUGGCGGAGAGCGGUCGGCUGCGGUCGCUGGACGUAUCGUUCUGUGAUAAGGUCGGGGAUGAGGCGCUGUCGCACGCGACGCUGGGGCUGUCGGGGCUUCGGUCGCUGUCCCUGAGUGCUUGCCGCCUGACAGACGAGGGCCUGGAGCGGGUCGCCAGGCUAUCACAGCUAGAAACGCUAAAUUUAGGCCAGUGCACGAAGGUCACUGAUAGAGGGCUGCGCGCGCUCGGCGACGGCCUCCUCAACCUGAGAGCGAUAGACUUGUACGGGUGUACGUGUAUCACUCCGCAAGGCUUGGACCACAUCGUGAAGUUGCCUCGGCUUAGUAUACUUAACCUCGGACUGUGGCAUGUGCGGUGA
Messenger RNA from Spodoptera littoralis (African cotton leafworm), 1338 nucleotides. Lineage: Eukaryota; Metazoa; Arthropoda; Insecta; Lepidoptera; Noctuidae. The record is from the annotation of a GenBank genome assembly.